Molecule: messenger RNA, 2373 nt
Organism: Elephantulus edwardii (Cape elephant shrew)
Lineage: Eukaryota; Metazoa; Chordata; Mammalia; Macroscelidea; Macroscelididae
Gene: TOX4
Product: TOX high mobility group box family member 4
Exons: 10
Coding region: 1-2004 (667 amino acids)
Biological process (GO): regulation of transcription by RNA polymerase II
Cellular component (GO): nucleus
Molecular function (GO): chromatin DNA binding
Source: RefSeq, a predicted model, not a curated record
AUGAACACCAAGCCUACCUGCACAACUCCUGAUGCUUCCUUUGCACCCAGCCUUGCCACUCACCCUCUCGCAGAACAAGGCGCUUUCCGGCGGAGCAUGGCCAACUCUGAUCUCAACCGAGCACGCUACGGAUGUUUGAAAAUGGAGUUUCCCGGAGGAAGUGACAAUUACCUGACGAUCACAGGACCCUCGCACCCGUUCCUGUCUGGGGCCGAGACAUUCCAUACACCAAGCUUGGGUGAUGAGGAGUUUGAAAUUCCACCCAUCUCCUUGGAUGCUGAUCCCUCACUGGCCGUCUCAGAUGUGGUUGGCCACUUUGAUGACCUGGCGGACCCUUCCUCCUCACAAGAUGGCAGCUUUUCAGCCCAAUAUGGGGUCCAAACAUUGGACAUGCCUGUUGGGAUGACCCAUGGCUUGAUGGAGCAAGGUGGAGGGCUCCUGAGUGGGGGUUUGACCAUGGACUUGGACCAUUCUAUAGGAACUCAGUAUAGCGCCAACCCACCUGUUACAAUUGACGUGCCAAUGACAGACAUGACAUCUGGCUUGAUGGGGCACAGCCAGUUGACCACCAUUGAUCAGUCAGAAUUGAGUUCUCAACUUGGUUUGAGCUUAGGGGGUGGCACCAUCCUGCCAUCUGCCCAGUCACCUGAAGAUCGUCUUUCAACCACCCCUUCACCUACUAAUUCACUCCAUGAGGAUGGUGUUGAAGAUUUCCGGAGGCAGCUUCCUUGCCAGAAGACAGUUGUGGUGGAAGCAGGGAAAAAGCAGAAAGCCCCAAAGAAGAGAAGGAAGAAAGAUCCUAAUGAACCUCAAAAACCAGUUUCAGCAUAUGCUUUAUUUUUUCGUGAUACACAGGCUGCCAUCAAGGGGCAGAAUCCCAAUGCCACUUUUGGGGAGGUUUCAAAAAUUGUGGCCUCUAUGUGGGACAGUCUUGGAGAAGAGCAGAAACAGGUUUAUAAGCGGAAAACUGAAGCUGCCAAGAAAGAGUACCUGAAGGCCCUGGCUGCUUAUAAAGACAACCAGGAGUGCCAGGCUACUGUAGAGACGGUAGAAUUGGAUCCAGUACCACCAGCACAGACUCCUUCUCCACCUCCCAUGGCUACUGUUGACCCAUCAUCUCCAACACCAGCCUCAACUGAGCCCCCUGCGUUGUCCCCUUCCAUUGUUGUUAACUCUAGUACUCUUUCCUCAUAUGUUGCAAACCAGGCAUCUUCAGGGGCUGGGGGCCAGCCCAAUAUCACCAAGUUAAUUAUUACUAAACAGGUAUUGCCUUCCUCUAUUACUGUGUCUCAAGGAGGAAUGGUUACUGUCAUUCCAGCUACAAUGGUGACCUCUCGUGGGCUCCAGCUAGGCCAAACCAGUACAGCUACUAUCCAGCCCAGCCAGCAAGCCCAGAUUGUCACUCGGUCAGUAUUGCAGGCAGCUGCAGCUGCUGCUGCUUCUAUGCAAUUGCCUCCACCUCGACUCCAGCCUCCUCCAUUACAACAAAUGCCUCAGCCCCCAACUCAGCAGCAAGUGACCAUUUUGCAGCAGCCUCCCCCGCUCCAGGCCAUGCAACAACCUCCACCUCAGAAAGUUCGAAUCAAUUUACAGCAACAACCACCUCCUCUGCAGAUCAAGAUUGUGCCUCCACCCACUCUCAAAAUGCAAACUACCGUAGUCCCACCAACUGUGGAAAGUAGUCCUGAGCGGCCAGUAAACAACAGCCCUGAGACCCGUACAGUGGAGGCAACCUCUCCUGAGACAAUCUGUGAGAUGAUCACAGAUGUAGUUCCAGAGGUUGAGUCCCCCUCUCAGAUGGAUGUUGAAUUGGUGAGUGCGUCUCCUAUAGCACUGUCACCUCAGCCUCGAUGUGUGAGAUCAGGGUGUGAGAACCCUCCUGUUGUGAGUAAAGAUUGGGACAAUGAAUACUGCAGCAAUGAAUGUGUAGUGAAGCACUGCAGGGAUGUAUUCUUGGCCUGGGUAGCCUCAAGAAAUUCAAACGCAGUGGUAUUUGUGAAGUAGUUCUUUUUGUUCUACAAGCCAGUGAAGACGUCUCUACUUGGAAUAUGUCCUAGAGCCCAGUUUUGAAACACAAGCUGGCUUCCGAUGUUGGGGCUUCUCAACCCAUCAUGGCCCUUCCUGCUUCUCCCUUCAGCAAGAACCAGGCUGUGGUGCAGAGCUGUUGAGUUUGCUGAAACCUGAAAUUGCUUUUUACUGUCAAGUGCAAGCAGAAAUGCCAGUAAUAGCAGAGGGAAGAAUGAAAGAAAUAUGGACAAGCAAAAAAUACAGAUGAUAGAUAGGGGUGGUGGUGGGUGUUUGAGGUAAUUUGCUGGUAUGAUUGUCAUAGGAUUUGCCUAAAAAAAUUAUUAAAAUGGAAGAGUGCUCACCUUU